Branchiostoma floridae (Florida lancelet) is the source of this 1691-nucleotide messenger RNA. RefSeq lists its product as uncharacterized. The record is from RefSeq and is a predicted model, not a curated record. NCBI's taxonomy places the organism in Eukaryota, Metazoa, Chordata, Leptocardii, Amphioxiformes, Branchiostomatidae. Gene Ontology annotation, biological process: single strand break repair; double-strand break repair. The transcript is spliced from 11 exons. Bases 219 to 1691 code for a protein of 490 amino acids. Gene Ontology annotation, molecular function: double-stranded DNA binding; 3'-tyrosyl-DNA phosphodiesterase activity; single-stranded DNA binding. Gene Ontology annotation, cellular component: nucleus.
UCUAAGAUUUUUAACGAGUUUCAAAGUGAAUUGUUACUAAGAUGCAGUGUUACUCUAAUAGCUUUGAACCCUUAGGUGAUUAAAUGAGUGUAAUUCUGACUACGAAUCGUUCCGAUCCGAAUAAGAUGCUAGCAACAACCUAGUAGUUUCGCACGAAAAUCAAAGCGUGGACUCUUCUCGACGAAAAGUAGCGAAUAAACCAGACUCAAGAGGCGGAAAUGGAAGGACGACAGCCUUCUCAAGAUGCUAGAGCAUCUCCGGUACAGCUACUUCUCAAAACGGAGGACCCCUUUGACCUGAAUUUGACAGACAGCCGCCCGUCCGUGGGAGACUGGGGUCUGGACGCUGCAGGAGUCUUCUUCCUACCUGUCACCUGGGACAGGAGUUACACGCACCUGUGCAGCAUCUUCACAGCUUUCAAGGAGGCGACUGGUGAUAGGAAGAACCCAAAAGCCAGGCUGGAAUUCCCCAGCUCCCUGUCCAUAGAAGACCGAGGUGAUGUGCAAGGCACUGCAAGGAAUUUUGGACUGGGAGCAAACAGCAGUGGAAUUGGGAAGGAGCGUUUCCUGACCAUCUACACUUCCUCGAACCAAGCCAAGAAAGCUAAGGACGCUCUGAACAAAGCCCAGAAAGGGAAGCGCCUCACCCCCCAGCAGGAGAAGGAGGCCAUGGACAUGUGGAGAUGCUGGCAGGCUGUCGGUGGGGAGGGCAGGAAGUUCAGUCAGAAGGAGGUACUUGAGAUGGUGUGUACAGGCCAGGUGGACCCGGAGCUGAGAGAUGUGUACCCGAGGUGGCUGCGAGCAGGGAAACCUGACAGGAAUGUGCCUACAGCCAGACAGGGACCACGGACAUCUCAGGAACUCUUUGAUAACAUACAGUGGCUGAAACCUGAGUCAGGACAGGUGGGACAGGUGUUUUACAAUAAGGUACACCUGUCGGAGUCAGGAGCACCACCAGGUGUGAAAGACAGCUAUUGGACCCCAGAAGCCAGGGGUUCCACCCGGGUGCUGUCCCAUGCGGAGGCAAUGCCGACCCACGGCUUAACCCACGCUCUAGUCUGCACCAGUCAAGUGUUGGACUCCUACAUUCUCAACUUCUUCCCACCUUCUGUGGCACUCUCUGUCGUCUGCCCUGCUGACAGCAGUUCUCCUCCCUUGGCACACAGAACAAUGCUACAGUGUCCCCACCACCCAGCAGACAGUACCGUGAUGGACUCCCCUUGUGACUGUGCUGAUAAGCGUCAGGUGGACGUCAUCCACCCCAAAAACUCACGCAGACUCCACGCCAACUUCUGUGUCCUGCGGUAUGAAGCCCAUGUGCGGCUGGUGGUGACCUCUGCCCCCUUCAGCGAGCAGGGCUGGACCAGGCAGGGUCAGCUGGGGUGGUUCUGUGACCUUCCCCUCUCCUUUACUCCUGAGGUCACACAACAGGCGGGCUACUGGGCAGCCCUGCGUGACCAGCCCCUGGCCUCAGACCUGGAGUUUAUCCUGUGUCAGUUGGGCGUUCCUCAGCAGACGGUCUGGUCGCUCCUGACCGACGCAGACUUUACCGCUGUGUCCGCCUGCGUCCGGCUCAUCCCCUGUGUACCAGGCAGGGUCUGGCCUAGGACACAGGACCUCCUGCCUUACAUGUACGUGCCAUUCAAGAGGACGUACUUAACUGAAGCUUUGUACUCAUUUUCACCUGAGUAG